Messenger RNA from Corvus hawaiiensis (hawaiian crow), 2090 nucleotides. RefSeq names its product zinc finger protein 395 (gene ZNF395). Gene Ontology annotation, cellular component: nucleus. The record is from RefSeq and is a predicted model, not a curated record. Gene Ontology annotation, biological process: regulation of transcription by RNA polymerase II. Lineage: Eukaryota; Metazoa; Chordata; Aves; Passeriformes; Corvidae. Gene Ontology annotation, molecular function: DNA-binding transcription factor activity; RNA polymerase II cis-regulatory region sequence-specific DNA binding.
AGGUCUGCUGGAAGCAGAUGCGAUUCCAGAAAUUGGCUUCGGGAAGGGUUUUCUUCCCCCUCUCCCGUUCUCUCUCUCUCUCUCUCUCUCUGCUCCUUCCCGCUCCUCCGCGGGCCGGAGGGGGAAGGCGAGGGAAAGGGAAAACGAAACCCCGAAGGAAAUGAGAAGCAGCUUCGGCGCUGCCCCGCUGGCCGCCGGCCAGGAGGGGUUUGGAGGCGGCGUGAGCAGCCUCGGCGCCGUUUUCCCUCUUGCCGAGAUCCCCCAGUCGGGAUCCCAAAUCCUGGGAUCCUCCAAGGCAGGAAGGAGCGCGGUCAGCAGGGCUGGAGAGGCUUCGUUGCGGGCUUUGAGGCGAACCGCCGUGUCCACCCCCCCACCCCCGUCCCCCGCCAAGCCCUUCUCGGGGGAUCUCCAGAAAACAGGAAAAACCCCCUUGGAAAAACAACCCCAGCGGGCUCAGGAACACCCCAGAGAAUUCCUCACCUGGCAAGCGUCUCCGCCAUGGCCACCGUGCUGUCGCGGCGCCUCGGGAAGCGCUCCCUGCUCGGCACCCGCGUCGCCGCUCCCGACGGGAUCCUGGCGGCUUCCCAGAUUCCCGAGCUGGGCCGGGCGCCCGCCCCACACGAGGACGGAUCCUGCUCCCGGGCGCUGGAGGAGAGCGGCCGAGCCCCCGCGUUCCCGAAUCCCGGCCUCCGGCAGCUCCGCGGGCAAGCAGGUCCUCCUCACCGCCCUGGAUGAGCCGAGCCAGGGAUUCCCGGCGUGCUGGAGGGUGCCGGACGCGCUCCAGCCUCCGUCCCUGCCCGAUUCCAUGAAUCCCGGCCCCUCCGAGGCGCUCCAGAGAUCCGUGUCCAGCAGCAUCGACGUUCCCAAGAGGAAAGCCGACGCGGCGGUGGAGAUGGACGAGAUGGUGGCGGCCAUGGUGCUGACGAGCCUCUCGUGCAGCCCCGCGGUGCGGAGCCCUCCCGGCGGCGACGGCGGCGGCCUCCCCCCGCCACGGGCCGCGUGCGAGGCGUGGAAGGAGAGCGGGGACGUGUCGGACAGCGGCAGCAGCAGCAGCGGCCGCGGCAGCGCCGGCAGCGCCGCCCCGUCCCCGCCGCGGCCCUCGGGCACCGCCCGCAGCUCGCCCGCGGCCGACGACGGCUUCGACACCGACUGCGAGCCCUUCCCGAGGGACGAGCCGGCUCCGCGCAGGAGGAAGAACUCGGUGGUGUUCAAGUGCCUGUGGCCCGGCUGCGGCAAAGAGCUGCGCUCCGUGGUGGGCAUCAAGCGCCACGUCCGCACGCGGCACCUGCGGGACGGUCCCGACUCGGAGCACCGCAAGCAGGAGGAGGAUUUUUACUACACCGAGGUGCAGCUCAAGGAGGAGCCGCCCGCCGAGGUGCCCGCGGCCAGCCCCCGGUGCCAGCGCCGGUGCCAGCGCCGGUGCCACCAGCCCCGCGUCCUGCUCCGCCCCCAUCGCCAUCCGCCCGGCGCUGGCCCCGCCGGAGCCCGGCCCGUGCCCGCCCGCCCUGAGCCACUCGGCGCCCGGCUCCUUCUGGCACAUCCAGGCCGACCACGCCUACCAGGCGCUGCCUCCAUCCAAAUCCCGGUGUCCCCCCACAUCUUCACCAGCAUCAGCUGGGCCGCCGCCACCUCCACCCUGCCGUCCCUGUCACCGGUGAGGAGCCGCUCCCUGAGCCUCAGCGAGCCCCAGGCGCCGCCGCCGCUGCUCCAGCCCCAGCUGCUCGUGGCCUCCCCGCCCCGCGUCUCCCUCAGCACCAGGAAAGUCCGCGGCGAAGCCAAGAAAUGCCGCAAGGUUUACGGCAUCGAGCACCGGGAUCAGUGGUGCACGGCCUGCCGCUGGAAAAAGGCCUGCCAGCGCUUCCUGGACUGAGACCUGCUCCCAUCCUUCUCUCUUCCCACCUGGAAUUCCCACGGGAAUCCUGGAAUUCCCACGAGAAUCCGGGAAUCCCUCACUGCUGCAAGCAGGGACCGUGGAGGUCCCUCCCGGCACAGCCCGGCGGCGCCUCCGGAGCUGCGUAAAUCCCUCCUCCUGUACAUUCUACACCCGGGGUGGCUUUAUUUUAUAUAUAAAAAAAACCCCCUUUUUUCCA